This is a messenger RNA of Gekko japonicus, 1247 nucleotides long. It is a transcript of the gene BAK1, whose product is annotated as BCL2-antagonist/killer 1. The record is from RefSeq and is a predicted model, not a curated record. Gene Ontology annotation, cellular component: mitochondrial outer membrane. Gene Ontology annotation, biological process: intrinsic apoptotic signaling pathway in response to DNA damage; regulation of apoptotic process; extrinsic apoptotic signaling pathway in absence of ligand. Gene Ontology annotation, molecular function: protein heterodimerization activity; protein homodimerization activity. The transcript has 6 exons. Bases 169 to 807 code for a protein of 212 amino acids. Lineage: Eukaryota; Metazoa; Chordata; Lepidosauria; Squamata; Gekkonidae.
GAAGCAGGAAGAGAGAGAAGGAGACGCCGUGGAGGCAGCUCGGAAGGACAACGGAGUUCAAUCGCGCCAAUUCGUUUCUAACUGCAGCAGAAGGUUUGUCUGCUGGGAGGGACCCGACAAACAACCAGAAGCCGGACAAGUGCUAAUCUCCUGAAGCUCCACUCCACCAUGGCCUCAGGGAAUGGCAGUGACCCACCAGACAGGUUAGAGAGACCCAGAUCAUCACUGCAAUUUGAAACAGAAGACCAGGUGGCCCAGCAGACAGAGGCAGUGUUCCAGAGCUAUGCUUUCCACCGAUACCAGCAGGAGCUGGAGCAAAAUGAAGCAGAUGUGCCAAUAGAUCCAGAAAUCGCCGCAAUCCAGCAGGAGCCGGGCAGCACCAGCAACCAGGUGGGCAGGCGCCUGGCCUUUAUUGGUGAUGACAUCAACGCACGGUAUGAUAAGGAAUUCUGUGAGAUGCUGGAGUCCCUGCAGCUGACAAGGGACAAUGCCUACGAGUACUUCACCAGAAUAGCCUCCAGUUUGUUUGAUAGUGGCAUAAACUGGGGGCGUGUGAUAGCGCUGCUGGGCUUUGGCUACAGGAUGGCGAUCCAUGUGUACCAGCAGGGGAUGACUGGCUUUCUGAGGAGGAUCACCCGCUUCAUAGCAGACUUCGUGCUUCACAACCACAUUGCCCGGUGGAUUGCCCAGCAAGGAGGAUGGGUGGCAGCAAUGGACUUAAGCAAUGUUUACUUGAAGUACAUGGUGGCUUUGGCAGCGGUGAUCUUGCUGGGCCAAUUUGUGAUAAGUCGCUUCUUCAGGCCAUGACUGAGGGGGAACAUGCUGGUGGCCACGUGCGUGCCAGCUAUUGAUGUGCUGCUCUGUGGUGAUACUUUCAAAGAAAGAAGGAUUCAAGAAACAACCAAAGGAAAAACCCCUUGCAACUGGCAACAUCAUUUUCAAUGUGGCACCGGUAUAUUUAAAGCAGGGAAUCCACAGUGUAGUAUUAAAAGGAAGCAUGGAAGAGGAUUUAUUAUUUCUGGAGGCCACAGGCAGAUUCACAGCAUUGUGUGAAAGGGGGGAGAAGAGCUGUCUCUUCCACGAAGUCUCUAAGAACAGCAAAUCCUUUUCCAGAACAAUCUCAGGGCCAGUUCUAAUAUAACAUUUUGCAGUCCCAUCUCUAUGGAAAUCAGAAGCAUGAUGGGCUGUAUGUGACAUGGUUGCGUGUUCUGCAUAGUUGUGUUAGGAUCACCAGUUUGGUGUAGUGG